AUGGCGACGUCUCGAAUAACCUAUUUUACUGCAGAAAGGGAACUAGUCCUGGACUUGUUUUCCCCCUUCUGCAGUAACCAGCUGGCUGAAGAGGGUGUAAAGAAUGAAGAAAAGUACAGAAGAAAUGUGAUUAAAAAGUCUAAGGUAGAGGGCAAAGAGCAUGUAAACUGGAAAGGCAAAACUGUACCUGCAAAAAAUCCAGGCUCCAAUGUUUGCAGCUGCAAGUCCAACUGCCUUCAAAGCUUUUCGGAGGGAGAUAUGAUAGAAAUAUUUUCAAAACUACAUAAUAUGACAACCAAAGUAGAACAGGACAUUUUCAUCCAAUCUCUAAUGGAAGUUAGUCCUGUUGAAAGAGAAAGAUCCAGGCCUGGGUCAUCAUCUGAAAAGCCGAAAGCUUUUAGUGUAAGCUAUUCCAUUUCUACACAAUGGCAAACGCACCAAGAUUAA
Molecule: messenger RNA, 447 nt
Organism: Homalodisca vitripennis (glassy-winged sharpshooter)
Lineage: Eukaryota; Metazoa; Arthropoda; Insecta; Hemiptera; Cicadellidae
Exons: 4
Coding region: 1-447 (148 amino acids)
Source: RefSeq, a predicted model, not a curated record